Messenger RNA from Amphiprion ocellaris (clown anemonefish), 5499 nucleotides. RefSeq names its product zinc finger protein 436-like. Bases 139 to 1302 code for a protein of 387 amino acids. NCBI's taxonomy places the organism in Eukaryota, Metazoa, Chordata, Actinopteri, Pomacentridae. Gene Ontology annotation, cellular component: nucleus. The transcript has 3 exons. The record is from RefSeq and is a predicted model, not a curated record.
CGUACAUCCGCCGGACCUUCCCAGUGUGACACUCCGCAGUAGUAAACAGUGCUAGCAGCGUUAGCAUGGUUAGCUCGGUGCAGCAGACGGUUGUGUUGUGGUGUCGCAGGUAAAUGUUCUCUAGUUGGAGGAGGAACGAUGUCUUCGGUCCAGCGGCUGGUCAGCGGGCGGCUCCCUGCGGCUUUUGAAGACGUUUUCCCGGUGUUUGAGAAGACUGUGGUCCGGCAGGAGGAGGUGGACCGUCAGAGCAGACUGCUGGAUGUCAGCUGGCAGCCCGAAAUAAAGCUGCACAGAAUCGACCGCCAAUGUGACUGUAAGGAAAAGACGGUUCUUGCUGACCAGCAUCUCUACAAUGAGGACAGGAACUCUAGUCCGGAUCCAAAGGAAUUAAAGUGUCCUCAUAUUAAAGAGGAACAGCAGGAACACUGCACCAGUCUAAACCAUGAAGUAUUCAACUGUUGGCAGAUUAAAGAGGAACAGGAAGAACUCUGCACCAGUCUGAAAAUGGAGGAACCAGAUAAACCGCAGUUUAAAGAGGAAAGGGAGGAACUCUGCACCAGUCUAGACCAGGAAGAACCAAAGUGUCCGCAGAUUAAAGAGGAACAGGAGGAACUCUACACCAGUCUGAAAAGGGAGGAACCAAAUUCUCCCAAGUUUAAAGAGGAACAGGAGGAUCUUUAUAUCAGUCUGUACAAGGAGGAGCACAAUUUUCCACAGAUUAAAGAGGAACCUAUAGAAUUUUACAACAGUCUGGAGCAGGUGAAACCAGAGUCUCCACAGAAUAAAGAGGAACAGGAAAAACUAUUCACCAGUCAGGAGGAAGACAAGCUUGUACUAAGGCAAGAGACUGACAGCCCUCUGGUGACUUCUACUCAUGAAGAAAGUGAUGAGCAUGCCAACUCAGGAUCAAGUGAAAGUGCAGAGCUGAAGUCAAGGAAAAGACGUCAAUGUAACAAUGUAGUAAAAUGUCCGAUGCCAGAGAGUCAGUGUGAUACUGAUACUGAUGAAGACUCUAGUAAAUAUGACACUGGUGCAAAGUCUCAAAUGAAAAUACAUCACAGAACCCACACAGAUUUGUAUCCUCUGGGUCAUGUAGCGGACACGGCUUGGAUUCUUUGGAAUGCCAAGGCAGAGGCCAAACCAGAUAACAAAUCCUUAAUAUUUAGGGUGGACCUAAAGAGCCACAUAAAGCUGCCAUCAUGGACGAUACCAGGACAGAAACUUCCUCUUUCCCAGGAAAGAGACUCCAUUGUGUCAGAGGUGAAUUACAGCAGGACCGCUGUGAUUUCCCCUCACCAUUGACAGUCCUUUAAAAAAACUGUGUUACAUUCAUUUCUUUUGCAGCAAAGUGUGAAAUCUCAAACCUCCUGCGGUUGGAUGAAGCUUUUCUAAACUGACUGUACCUCUAGCAGCACAUAUAAGGGAACAAAAAAAGGGAAAGAGUAGCUGAUCAAAACAAUGUGAUGUGUACAAGUCUAAUAUUGCUUUUCAUUUGCUCUCUGAGACUAGCUGACAACAGCGUCCUACUAAAGUUGAUUCAGUUCAAAAAUAUUCACAGAAACAUCACUGUAGACAGUGUUGUCAUAUAAGAGAUUUUUAAAAUAGUUUUAACAAACAAAACUAUGAAAUCCAAUCACUGGAAACAGCAGAAACACGCGUUAUGAAAUUUACCAAACAGACCAACCUAUACAUAGCUAACAGAUGUAGCUAACAAACAUAGCUAACAGACAUAGCAAAUAGAUAUAGCUAACGGACAUACCUAAUAGAUGUAGCUAACGGAUAUAGCUAAUAAACAUAGCUAAUAGAUAUAGCUAAUGGAUAUAGCUAACGGACAUAGCUAACACAUACACACGCAGACGCAACAGGCGCGCGCGCUGGCUAACUGGACGACUCACAAGAACACAAAAACAAAAAGCCGAUCAAGAAAACAAAAAAUCAGCCAUCACGGAUCACUGCAAAAGAAAUAAUCAUAUCAUGGACUGGGACAGGGGGAGGAUUGUAACAUCGGAGACCAACAAACAUAAACGAUGGAUCAAGGAGACCAUCGAGAUCAGGAAGCAGGCGAGCUGCUCCAUGAACCGGGACGAGAAGCUACACCCUCUAAUACCUGGGACUCCAUCCUCCAGAGACCACCGGACGGCGGGGGGCGUGGCCUAUCUGACAGAUUCUGACAGAUCUGUCAGACCGGUCACAUGAUAAAAAAGGACACGUCAGCACACGCCAGAUGACGCUCUGAAGAAGACUGCAGUCGAAACAUGUCAGCUAAGGUGAAACCAUCUUUGAUUUGUCGGUGAAAAAGAAAUAACGUUGUCCUACUCUAAAUCUAGCCUCUCAAUGAAUUUUACCCAUGAUGCAUUGCAGAUCUACAGCAAUUUACUGUAAACAGGUUCUACAGUAGAUAUUUGGUCAUUUUACAGCAAUAUCAUUUCUAUCCACAGCUGUUUGACAAAUUGAGUUAAGAAUGCAGUUAAAAAGGUCUCAGAGCUUCUUUGAGAUUUCUGGGCUGUCUGUCACACACUGCUCUUUUAAGGUCUAUCCAUAGAUUUUCGAUGAUGUUGAAGUCAGGAGAUUGUGAAGGCCAUGGCAAAACCUUCAGUUUACACCUCUUGAUGUAAUCCACCACGGAUUUUGUAGUGUGUUUAGGAUCAUUAUCCAUUUGUAGAAGCCAUCCUCUCUUUAACUUCAGCUUUUUCACAGAUGGUGUUGAUUUGGCCUCUAGAUUCCCCAGAUCUCAAUCCAGCAUCUGUGGGAUGUGCUGGACAAAUAAGUCCGAUCCAUGGAGGCUCCACCUCACAACUUCCAGGACUUUAAGGACCUGCUACUGACAUCUUGGUCCAGAUACCACAGCACACCUUCAGGGGUCGAGUCGAUGCCUCGACAGGUCAGGGACCAACCAUUAGGCAGGUGGUCAUAAUGUUCUGCCUGGUUGUUGUAAAUAACACUUGGUUGAUUUAUAGUUGUUUAUGCAACUGAUCUCAGAAGCAGUUGAAGGAUUUGUGCAGCACAAACUAACUAAACACAAAUUCUGCUGCUGCUCGGUGUUUUUGGUUUGAAUAGUUGCCCUUUGGAGGAGAUUUAAGACGCCUCUGGCAAGAAACAAUAUUUACAAGAAGCCCUUCAUUUCCAAUGCAGCUGGGAUUUUAAACUGUUUUUCUGUGUUGCUUGCGUUCACUUUUAAUAGUGAUACUCUCUGUAGCUGCGUUUCGUUCAACAUAUCACAGCUGAGUGACAUGAGGCCACCAGAGGCAUCAUCCAAGGUCUCAGCGCUGUUUCCCAGAUGUGGUUUUGUUUUGGCCUUUUGCACUUGUGUGGCUCCAGCAGUGAAUAAACUUUCAACCUCCCUAGUCAGCUCUCUGUCCUUGAUGGCAGCCGACCUGAAUGCAGAAUGUCCUGUCUGGCUUUGGCCCAAUGCUGCUGAAGGUUUUUUGUUUUUUUGCUGAGAAGCAACAGAGUUUCCCACAGAAAUAAAUAACCGCACGUAUGAUAUUACAGAAUACAUGGAUGGUGCUUCCAUCUGUGACCUGUCCUCUGAGCUAUGCAGGAAAAUCUCACUGAAGCCAUAAAUCAAAGGGAACGUGCUCCAAGGUAGCAGAAAAUAAAGAGGAAAACACAGCGGGGUUUGUUUGCCAGUGAGUUUUUUAAAAGGAUAUAUUAAAAUGAACUGUAUGGCCUCUGGGCUCAAAUCAGCAGAACAAAACAACAGAAUAAAAACAGGACAAAUUGGAAAUGAGAUUCAUAAGUGCAGCGAGCUUUAUGGUAGAAGGUUGUUAAGCAGUUUCUUAAGCUGAGGUGAUGCCACUGUAGAGGCUAAUGUCAAAUUCAUAUUAGUAUGUGUUUAAAUUAAGUUUCUGCUCUCUUCACGGACACAAUUAUCCCUUUUUAUUGCUGUUCAACAUUGAAUCAGUUUAAUUAGGCUUUUUGACAAGAAUGUAUGGAAAAAAGGACUUUUGUAUCAAGCUGAAAACAUCUACAAAGUGAUGUUGAUUAUUUAAAAUGUAAAAAUAUAACAGAAAUAAUUUCUGAGUAUUCACCUUCUGUGACUCACCUAAUUUACCAAAAGUGCAGCUCAUUGGUGCUAGAAGUCACACAGUGAUAGAAAUAAUGAUGAUCUGAGUGCAGAGAAUGUGUCUCAGUAAUUGUAGUAUAAAGAAAUACACUUAGGAAAAAGCUCAUAUUAAAUCUAGAGUAGAAUUCACCAGAUAGCAAGCUGGAGACUCUGAAGUCAACUCGAGGGAGGUUCUUUGGAUUUGUGAGACCAAAAUAUAGCACCGCACACAAUCCCCAUUGUGAAGCAUGGUGGUGGCACCAUCAUGAUGUGAAGCAUGGAGGUGGCAGCAUCAUGGUGUGAAGCAUGGUGGUGGCAGCAUCAUGAUGUGAAGCAUGGUGGUGGCACCAUCAUGAUGUGAAGCAUGGAGGUGGCAGCAUCAUGGUGUGAAGCAUGGUGGUGGCAGCAUCAUGAAGUGAAGCACGGUGGUGGCAGCAUCAUGGUAUGAAGCACGGUGGUGGCAGCAUCAUGAUGUGAAGCACGGUGGUGGCAGCAUCAUGAUGUGAAGCACGGUGGUGGCAGCAUCAUGAUGUGAAGCACGGUGGUGGCAGCAUCAUGACGUGAAGCAUGGAGGUGGCAGCAUCAUGAUGUGGGGGUGUUUCUCAGCAGCAGGUCCUGGAAGGCUUGUAAAGGUAGGGGGUAAAAUGAAUGCAGCAAAGGCUUGAGAAAUCCUGAAGGAUGCAGUCUGCAAGAUGCAACAUUGCUUUCUAGAAAUCUGUUUUCACUUUAAUGUAAAAGAGUGUUUUUUUUUCUUAGCGAUAAAACCUGAUUAUUUUUUGACAUAUGCGAGCAAUGACAAGGUUUCACAAGCAGAUAAUAGCUUUUUUUUAAGGGGUCAGAAGCUGUGGAAUAGAAAUCAAGCCAGAAAUGUCCCAGUUUGAGAAACAGCGAUAAGAAGUUAAUAAUUAUCCUGACAAAACUUCUAUUAAAAGCUGCUGGUAUGUUUCCUUACUUACAGUCUGAGUGACUGAGGAUGUUACGUUGAAACAGAGUACAACUUGUAGACUGGAAGCAACCACUGUCAUCUCAGAUACAAAAUAUCAGAUUUAAAUAUGGCCAUAACUCAAAUGAUCUCUGUUUACAGACACAGACAAGAAGGUAAACUCUCUCAGUGCUCUCAGUCUGACAGCAGCAAGUCACUGUGCAAUUACUGGUCCAACUGUCAGGAGAAAUUGUUGGUUUUCAACAUUGAAAUCUUCAACUAUGUGUUUGUAUUGUGUUAUCAGCUCUUUAUACGAUGCAACCAUUUGUGCUAUAAUCCUCAAAGUGUUCAGUUUGUAUAAACCAGUCAUUAGAUUAAUAAUAAUGCUUAUUCACAGUGUGUUGAGCUCAUGAAAUCUGUCAUAUUUCCUGCUCUAAAAGCCCAACAUCUGAUAACUUUGUCCUGGUUAAGACUUUGUAUCUAAACUGAUGCGUUUCAUAUUUGAGAUAAAUAAACAACCCAGUAAUUUGCA